AUGCCAAACGAGCACUUGCAAGACUGGACGGAGAUGGACCACAUGUUUGACAGCUUUGGAAAUGGUAUGAGCUACCUGCCUGAGCGAAAUAAGGCGGAUAUACGGUUCUACUGCGAUGACGACGAUUACGGUGAAGGGAAGCGGUGGACCAUCACGCCUGACGAUCCAGACGACCCAGCCGAUGUGAAAAAUAGCCUCUUGCCGCGGACUGGACCGAAGACUGGCCCAGGGUCAGAAGGUCCAUUUCAACAGUGGCAAGACACGAAGAACUGGAUCAGGAUGGGUCGUGGCCAUAUGGGCUGCAAACAUCCUGAGCCCGAGGACAACCGUGUGAUGGGAAUAGUGCAUUUUAGGAAAUUCGAGGUUGAAAACAUGACGCCUGCUGAUAUAAAUCCAGACCGGUGUACCGUAACCCUUUGCGAUUUCAAGCUUUCGAAGACGAAAUAUGGAGUGUCGGAAGGCGAGGCUCCGGAAUCAGAGGUUGAUGUUGCAGACCUGCAAAAGUACCUCGACAAAGAUGAAAUCAGUAUACAGAACUCGCUGGAGGUUCAUGAUGCCCUAUUGUCUGGCACGCUCUUGCAUGAGUUGACCCACAUAACCAAACCCGGAAUGGACACCGAUGACCAUACAUACAAUUACAAGAAAAUGAUCCAACUGACAUCCGCCCAAGCUCUUGAUAACGCCGAGACAUACGCCAUUUACGCGUUCAUUGCUCGGUUGGCUGAUUUCAAGUUCAGAGUGGAUAAUCUUGACGAAGGUACAAUUCGGUAUGACAAAGACCUCGAAACAGUUGGAGGCGAAGAUCUCAUGCCUGAUCCUGUUGACUUGCCACGCCCGCCCAUUAUAGAAUCUGGGCUGAGACCCGGAGCAGAAGCUAUGAGGGAUGCUACUAUAGCCGUUUGA
Messenger RNA from Paraphaeosphaeria sporulosa, 903 nucleotides. RefSeq lists its product as uncharacterized. The record is from RefSeq and is a predicted model, not a curated record. NCBI's taxonomy places the organism in Eukaryota, Fungi, Ascomycota, Dothideomycetes, Pleosporales, Didymosphaeriaceae. The coding region runs from base 1 to 903 and encodes 300 amino acids. Gene Ontology annotation, molecular function: metalloendopeptidase activity. The transcript is spliced from 5 exons.